Pimephales promelas (fathead minnow) is the source of this 1152-nucleotide messenger RNA. The record is from RefSeq and is a predicted model, not a curated record. Lineage: Eukaryota; Metazoa; Chordata; Actinopteri; Cypriniformes; Leuciscidae.
CUGAACAUGGAUAUGGAGUUUGAUCAUUCUCUUCUCCAAGUCCACAUUAACCACAAUAACUUUCCAGCUAAGUUAUGGGGUUUGACAAACGAUCCCAAGAACAACUCAGUCUGCUGGAGCCCAAAUGGAGACAGUUUUAUUGUCAACCAGCAGCGUUUCGAGGACGAACUGCUGUCACCGGUCAAACGAGACGCUAAACUCUUCAAGACCACCAAUUUCACCAGCUUCAUCCGACAGCUCAACCUGUACGGCUUCCGGAAGCUGUUCGACGGGCCACCCAAAGACAGACACCGAAACCUGCACCACUUCUACCAUCCCUUCUUCAAACAGGGCCGGCCAGAACUUCUGGUCCAUCUGAAGAGGCUGACCAUCAGGAACAAGGCCAAGAUCCUGGCCGGAGCAGAGGCGACCUAUCGACCCCCGAGUCAAGUCUAUCACCAGCCUCAGCCAAACACUACAGAAACAGAUAAUACAGGUUCAUCCCAUCAGCUGGAGGGGUUUGACGGAAGCCUGGUCCCUCCUCACUCCUGGAUCUUUCCUUGCAGCGAUGUGCCUCCUUUCUACCCUAGCAGAGGCAUCCCCGUGUCUGUGAUCCGCUCGUAUCCGUACAGCGCUCCUCGUAAAGUCCAGUCCAGUCCCGCUGCCCUGUUCCCACACGAGACGAAAUAUAUCCCACAUCACCUGUCCUAUCCUCCAGGAUUUUACUCGCCAGUUUGUCAGGGUUGCACUGCUGGCUUAAUGGAAGCAGAUGGAUCAGGUGGAGAUGAAACAUCUCUGUCAUACGCAGCACAUUAUGCUUAUUACCCGAACUAUCCAGUGGCUCACCAUCACUCAAACUGGGCAGCACACGGUCCGCCUGAGUCUCAGAGAGGCGACGUCAACCUGGACACAGUCUUCCAGAUGGUGGACGAGUUCCAGGGUUUGCCUAACGUCCACAUAUUGGGAACACACUCCUCCUGCCCUCCUCUCGGCACUUCACCUGCGGGAUCCGUCUGUCCUCAGAGAGACGAGCGUCCGUCUGUCAUCAAACUAGAGCCAGAGGAACAGGAGCUGGACUAUCCACGAGUCCACCAGCUGAUGGAAAACACUUCAACAUCUCCGGAGUCCUCAGAAAAGGUUUCAGAUCAGAAACGGACAGCAGAAGACUCGUGA